Messenger RNA from Glycine soja, 555 nucleotides. RefSeq lists its product as uncharacterized. The record is from RefSeq and is a predicted model, not a curated record. The transcript has 3 exons. Lineage: Eukaryota; Viridiplantae; Streptophyta; Magnoliopsida; Fabales; Fabaceae. Bases 138 to 299 code for a protein of 53 amino acids.
UAGCGAGUCACCCUCUCACUGCGGUCCCACCUUGCUGGCUAGGGUUCGAUAAUCGACAAUUGUGAAGCACACCGUUUUGUUCGUCCAUUUUUUCCUCCCUUCCUCUCUUCCUGCGCCGACAACUACUCUCGCUCGUAAUGGCACCACCACCGGGACCUUAUUCUGGUACCAGCACCCUCGCUUUGGUCGCUCGAGCUUCCGCUUUCUCCUUUGGCCUUGUUUAUGGAACCAUUAAGCUCAAGUACCUCAAGGCAAAAGCCAAAUCUCAUCAAAAAGCUCAGGAGAAGGCUCAUCAUUGAAAGCAAUGAGAGAUCCCCGGUGUUAUUAUCUGUCCAUUGAUGGAGUAGAAUACUGAAAUAAUUCAUUACAAGGAACUGUAUCAUGUUUUCUCCCAUUUUUUUUUUCUUCUCUGGUUUAAGCUUUGGAUAAUCUUGGAGCAUCGAGUUUAGUGCGCUGAAAAUGUUCAAGAUUUUGCCUUGUUUAAAUAAUGAAUACCAUGUCUUCUUUUGAGUUCCAUGUUUAUAUAUCAAAUUGCCUGCUAUGUCUUGGUUGCAA